This is a messenger RNA of Rotaria socialis, 1545 nucleotides long. The record is from the annotation of a GenBank genome assembly. Lineage: Eukaryota; Metazoa; Rotifera; Eurotatoria; Philodinida; Philodinidae.
AUGGCAGAAACUAUCGAAGGCGAUAAAAAGAAGCCCGUUGCCAAGCCAUGGAUUGUUCGAUUGACAAAAGCUCUAUUGACUGAUGAAGUAGCAACUUCUAAAAAUUCAAGCAGCCAUCAAAUGACGGAAGCUAUAUCAACAAGUGGUGAAAAGACGCCCCCUGUUAUGGCAAGCAGUUUUUCAGCGAUGAAAGCUACCGAAAUUGGUGCCGGAAAGAUAUCCACGCAACCCAAAAGCAUUCAACUAGCUGACAAUACCGCUACUGAUAAAGUGGCGAUUUCAAAUAAAUCAAAAAGUAUUAAAGGAGAAAAGAAUCCUGUGCCUCAUGGAUCUCCUAGUUGCGCUGUUAUCCAAACGUCUCCGUCUCAUGCAGAUAAAACUUGGAUUGAUAUUCAAUUUCAUGACAAAGAAAAAACAAUAGUAAAAAAGCCUGAUAAAUUUGAGAAUGAAAUGAAUGAACCUGAUGCAUUAAUUAAUGAAGAAAUUUUGAAUCGUAUCCAAGGAUCUAUGGUAGGACUGGCUUUAGGUGAUGCGCUUGGCGCUUAUGUUGAAUUUCGACCGCGUCAAUACUUAGUAGACCACCCAGUAACUGAUCUUGAAUCUGGAGGAACAUGGGGUCUAACCAAAGGACAAUUUACCGAUGAUACUUCCAUGGCACUUUGUUUGGCUAAUUCAUUAGUAGCUUGUCACGGUUUUAAUCCUUAUGAUCAACUAGUUCGCUACAAAUGGUGGCACCAAUUUGGAUAUAUGUCGUCGAUUGGAAAUUGUUUUGAUAUUGGAGCAGGUACUAGGCAAUCUCUACGAGAAUUUGAGCGUCGUCAGAAAACAUUUGCAAAGGAAUUCAGCAUUCCCUUGACAGAUAUGGAUCAACUUUCUGAUGGGGCACUACUAGAGAAAUUUGAUAUCUAUUGCAGUGAAGAUGGUGUUGCAGGCAAUGGUGCUCUUACGCGUCUUGCACCGGUACCAUUAUUUUUUCAUAGAUUUCCUGCAAUAGCUGUGGAAUAUUCCGGUAUCAGUGGACAAAUCACUUAUGGAGAUACAAUAGUCUACGAUGCAUGUCGUUAUUAUGGUGCUUUAAUUGUGGCUGCUCUUCAUGGUGAGCCCAAAUCACAAUUACUCGAUAAUAAAUUUUACUCGAGACACGCAGAAUGGUUUCGUAACAUCCCACUUCACCCUGGUAUUCAGUCAAUUGCUGAAGGAUCAUACAAAAGAGUAGGUGGAUACAAUGCUGGUAUUCGAGGGAAAGGUUAUAUAGUUAGUGCUCUAGAGGCCGCUCUCUGGGCAUUUUGGUCUGAUGACAAUUCUUUUGCAAAAGGUGUUCUUGCUGCUGUCAAUCUUGGUGAUGAUACAGACACAACAGCUGCUAUCUAUGGACAGCUAGCUGGAGCUUAUUAUGGUUAUGGAAAAUUACCUGAACGUUGGCUUCAACAUCUGUAUGCUAGAAAAUUCAUGGAAAAACUAAGUAAGUGGUUAGGGUACGAAGGCGAAUGUUGGCAAAAACGAUAUAAAGAUACUGGCUCGUACUUACCAACUACUAAUAUUUAA